AUGUCAGCCAAAGAUCAGGUCUUGGAUGCAAUAAGGGAGUUGAUGAAUCAAUACAAAAGUGAGGAAAUCAGUAUAACAGUAAGUGGACACUGUCUAGGAGCUUCACUGGCCAUAAUGAACUCAACUGACAUAGUUGCUAAUGGAUAUAAUAAACCCCAAUACAUGGUCACAGUCUUCGCCUUUUCAAGUCCCAAGGUUGGAAACUCAGACUUCGUCACGAGAUUCAACAAACUCAACCAUCUUCAUCUCUUGCAUAUCAGACAUUUUAUUGAUCCUGUUCCUAAGCUUCCACCAGGUUCUAGUUACUCAGAAAUGAGAGUUCUUCUAUCCAUCACCAAGACUGAUUUCUCAGUCUUGGACCUUCUGCGAGGCGGCCAUAUCAUCCUUUCCAUCAUAGAAAUGUUAUUCAGGUUUCAUCAUUUGAAGAAUUUACUCACGACAGUAGAAAAACAGCAAGAAAAAGUUUUGCUCGCUUCAACAGCUGCUACCCCUACAAUUUCGGCGGUUGUGGGAACUACCAUUACAAAUCUUGAUAAGCUCAAUGAGUCAAAUUUGGUUGUGGGCACUGUCAUUGCAGAUCUUGAUGAGCUCGAUAAGUCAAAUUGGUUGUUGAAGAAUUGGAGAAUGACUGUUACAAAUUGUAUCUGCGAACUCCUCGAACUCAAACUGCCUAAUAAUCUUGCAAAAAUAUUAGUUAUAUAUUACUAA
Mangifera indica (mango) is the source of this 708-nucleotide messenger RNA. RefSeq lists its product as uncharacterized. Bases 1 to 708 code for a protein of 235 amino acids. The transcript has 2 exons. Gene Ontology annotation, molecular function: glycerophospholipid phospholipase A1 activity. NCBI's taxonomy places the organism in Eukaryota, Viridiplantae, Streptophyta, Magnoliopsida, Sapindales, Anacardiaceae. Gene Ontology annotation, biological process: lipid metabolic process. The record is from RefSeq and is a predicted model, not a curated record.